Morus notabilis is the source of this 1381-nucleotide messenger RNA. Its product is annotated as probable cytokinin riboside 5'-monophosphate phosphoribohydrolase LOG4. The transcript has 4 exons. The record is from RefSeq and is a predicted model, not a curated record. Bases 87 to 1001 code for a protein of 304 amino acids. NCBI's taxonomy places the organism in Eukaryota, Viridiplantae, Streptophyta, Magnoliopsida, Rosales, Moraceae.
AAAAAACAAAAAUCUUAGAAACCCACUUGAGAUUUCGACCAAUUCUAUGAUGGAGGAGGGAUUUUUAACACAUUGAGGAUCAAAAGAUGGGAUUUUCAAUGUUGGCUUCAUUGGGUUCUCAUGUUUUUGUUGGGAAUUCUUAUGGAAACAAUGUUGUAAAGUUGCAAUAUUUCAGUGAAAUUGGAAGAAAUCGCAUUUGUUUCAAGCUUCCCAGGUUUGGGCGUCUCUCGGGACAAGCAAUUUCGAGCAAGUUUGAGUCGUAUGAAUUUGAAGAAAGAACAAGCCCAACUGAGGUCAAGAAAGAAAUAGAAAGAUGCUAUGAACUCAUAAGCAGACUUGGGAGAGGAGUAGUGUAUUUGGGGUCUUCAAGGAUAGGACCUGGUCACUCACAUUACUCACAGGCACUAGAAUUGGGUAAAGAGAUUGCAACUCUUUUGGACUGUACAUCAUGGACGGGAGCUGGCCCGGGGCUAAUGGAUGCUGCUACAAAAGGUGCUUUACAAGCAGGAAAACCGGUUGGCGGGUUCAAGAUUGGUAAAGAAGCCGGUGAAUGGACGACGUCGAAUUUCCAUCCCUACUUACCAUUAGAAGUAUAUCUUACAUGCAGGUUUUUCUCUGCUCGGAAACAUGGCCUUGUUGAUGCUGUGGUGAGGAAUAGUAGUAAUGAUCGAACUGCUGUCGUUGCCCUUCCUGGUGGGGUAGGGACUCUAGAUGAGAUCUUCGAGAUAUUAGCAUUGAUUCAACUGAAGCGAAUUGGUUCGGAACUACCAGUUCCAUUUUUGUUGAUGAACUACGACUCAUAUUACUCGAAGCUGCUGGAAUUUCUUGAUGAUUGUGAGGUCUGGGGUACAGUCUUUGAUGGAGAGGUUGCAUCUCUGUGGAAGGUUUGUGAUAACAACUCCGAGGCUUUAGCUUAUUUGGCUGAAUUUUAUGACCUGCAUCUUAGUGACAAAGUUAGACAUGCAAAUGAAUUGAGAAGUGCACAUGAAACAAUUUCUUGAUAGGAUUUUUCUGCAACCUAUUUGGGAUGUAUCAAACCGUUAAGAACUCAAUAACAUGUGGAAUCUGGUUCAUCAUUGAACUAAUUAUCUUGUUUCUGAAUGAUGUUUCAUUACACAUAUAUUAUAUACUCUAUAUUCUUGAACUAGACUAGUGAGACUUUUUAUAUUGAUAUUUUUAAGCCAAUAACUUAUAUGAUAUGCCGGGCAAAGUCCCGUUCCAUAAUUCACUGUGGACUAAAUCUGCAGGAUCUCUAUACAAAUUAAUAUUAACUAUGAAGUGCAGGACAGAUUGCAUAAUUCACUAAAAUAUAUCUGAAAAUCCUUGUAGAAAACUGUAGUUACUUAUCAAAUUAGUAUAUAAUUUUUUUUCGCACUCAUUA